AUGGCUGCUCCGCAACAAAUUGUGGUUGAGCCUAUGACCCAGCAGCUCCUGGUCCAAAAGGCUGGCGAGGAUUGGACAGGGGUCACUAGCACUGCCGAAAGACGAAAGUUGCAGAACCGACUGAACAAAAGAUCGCAAUAUCUCAGAAAGCGACAGAAGCUUGAGAAAGCUAGGAUUGCCGCCAAGGCCGACUCACCAACUACAUCAAACCGGCCAGAAGACACCACCUUACAAAGAUCUCCAAACGCCAUGAUGCAAGCUAUUAUAGAAACAUGCGAGAUAUUCGACAGUCCAGAUAUCAGUCAAAGAGUAUUCGCUCUCGCAAGUAUGGCUUAUCUAGACUACGUAAUGAAUGCCCCACGCAUCUCACAACUGCCAAUCCUCAUCACAUUAAACGUCACUAUAGCCAUCGCCAAGAAUGCUACAUUGAUGGGGUUUGAUCGCGAACGCAUGUGCAUGGAUGAAGCGAUAUCACCAUUUAACCAAAGUGGGCCAUGGCCAUCCUCUUACAACCCACCAAAGGCCUUGGAGCCCACGCCAGUGCAAAAGACUGUCCUUCAUCAUCCUUGGCUGGACAUAUUUCCCUUUCCCAAGUUUAGAGACAAUGCUAUCCUAGCGACAGAUGCAGAAAUUUUGGACGAUGGGGAACUUUGUGAGGAUGUGGCAGAAGUUAAUUUGAUGAAUACUGAGAAGCCGAGUUUGAUUGUAUGGGGGGAUGCUUCACUUCCGCAUUCUUGGGAGGCUUCGCCGUUGUUUCUUCGGAAAUGGGGGUGGUUGCUUCAGGGUUGUCCGGAGAUGUUGGAAGCGACGAAUAGAUGGAGGCAAAGUCGAGGCGAAAAGCUUUUACACUGGCAUAGCAAUUGA
This is a messenger RNA of Fusarium venenatum, 864 nucleotides long. RefSeq lists its product as uncharacterized. The record is from RefSeq and is a predicted model, not a curated record. NCBI's taxonomy places the organism in Eukaryota, Fungi, Ascomycota, Sordariomycetes, Hypocreales, Nectriaceae.